Molecule: messenger RNA, 5024 nt
Organism: Esox lucius (northern pike)
Lineage: Eukaryota; Metazoa; Chordata; Actinopteri; Esociformes; Esocidae
Gene: adcy8
Product: adenylate cyclase 8 (brain)
Exons: 19
Coding region: 1280-5002 (1240 amino acids)
Biological process (GO): adenylate cyclase-activating G protein-coupled receptor signaling pathway; intracellular signal transduction; cAMP biosynthetic process
Cellular component (GO): plasma membrane
Molecular function (GO): adenylate cyclase activity
Source: RefSeq, a predicted model, not a curated record
GAGAGCGAGAGGGAGAUGGGGGGGGUGACGUCAGCUAGACCCAUAUGACUUGCUUCGCCCUACCUCAACUGACCAGCAUUUCAGCGUUCCGCAAAUAUAUUCCAUACACUGCACACUCAGCCUUAAUGCCACAUCAACCAGACAAUGAGAGAAACCCCGGGACAGUCUUUUUUGGAGAGAAAUAGGAUGAACACCGUUAUGUGCGCCAAAGCCUACACAUCACAUGUUGGACACCGUCACAUUUCCGCCGGGUAAAAUCCUAUUUCGUUGGUACUAUAAUUUAAAAUAUAUUGAUAUCUGUUGAUAUCUGUAUAUAUUACGCUGGACCACCGGAGUAUAUUCGAAUGGACAGACGCAGACUGAUGUCGCUGUAGCCAAUCUAUGCCCUGCUCGAGGGAGUUGCGUCUGCUUCUCCCGCCAUCCGACGCUUCUUUUUCCAGGUGUUGCAUUCAUCCACCAACCUCCACACGAGGAUGGAGCAGCUUCGCGCUAUGGGUCUCGAGCUCUCAUCAUUGAUCCAGUCACCUCAGAGCUCCUGUGAUGUCCAAAUGCGGUGAGGCAAGGCGCCCGGUGAAGUUGAAGAUUCCGGAAAUUCCUGGACUACAUUCGUUCUAUACUUUUCAAUUAAUUGUUGACGGAGAACUAUAAGCUUUAUUUACGGAAAAUAUGCUUCAUGAUCUCGCACUAGUUACAUGGCACGCUAGUUGUUACGAGUGAAAAACGAAUGAAAAAGCAGAAGGUAUAGGCUACUGCAUUAGCGACGUGUGAGGCAAGCACACAUUAAAUGCCACUAAAUGCCUAUCAGCAAUAUCUACAUUAAAUUCGGUGUUAUUUAAUGGGCAAGGAUGACCGCACAAGUGCGUUAAAAUUGCUUAAAUUUUUUAACGUAAAUACAAAUUAUUUUUGCAGACGUUAUUUUCUGUAAUGCACUGCCGACCUCACAACGUUAUAAUGGUGUGGACCGUUGGCACAUGGUGGCUGGUGCUGUAGUUCUUGACACCUAAUUAUUUAUGCGUGCGCAAUUGAGCUGCGUUGACUAUAAUGGAAAACACAUUAUUCCUGCAAUGAUCUUUAAUCAAGCGACCACUUCCAUACAUUUUACGCGACUGAUGGGUGCAUGACAAUGACUGACAAGCACACUGUUUCAAUUCAGCUCGACACACCCCAAGGAAACCAUGCCAGUUUGGUUCGAUAUGCACAGAACGUCUCCCCAGAAUCGCUGAGCACGUUUGGCUAACAUCUAGAAAACAGGGGUAAAUCACCAACCACGUUGAAAACAAUGGAAUUGUCUGAAGUUCGAUGUUCCAGUGCAAGCGAAGAGCUCUACACCAUCAACAGGACGCCGACCAGCAACAGCAGCACACGACCCAAAAGGUUGCUGUGGCAGAACGCGGUUCGACACAUCACCGAACAGAGGUUCAUCCAUGAACAAAGCGAAGCAAAAGGCAUCACCCCCGACGAGCCCUACGACCAGAGCCUACGGAAACAAUCUGGCGGUCGGACCUCGGUAGGCGACAGACACAACAACGGGGGCACCAAAGUCUUCCCCGAGCGCGCCAGCAGUGACCUAGGAUUUCUUCAAAUCGAUUGCGCCCCGAGCAACUCUGACUUUUUCUUAAAUUGGGGCUACACGUACAGAGGCGUAAUAUUCCCCACUCUACGCAAUUCUUUUAAAUCUCGAGACCUCGAGCGCCUGUACCAACGCUACUUUUUGGGCCAGAGGCGCAAAUCGGUAGUUGUGAUGAACAUUUUGGACGUGGUGACCAAACUAACCCUGUUGGUUUUACAUUUAACACUCGCGUCUUCUCCAAUGGAUCCCAUCAAAGGAAUGCUCCUGGGCUUUUUCACCGGCAUCGAAGUGGUCAUUUGUGCCUUAGUGGUAGUCCGAAAAGAUACGACCUCGCACAGCUAUCUGCAAUACAGUGGCGUGGUGACGUGGGUGGUUAUGACCACACAGAUUUUGGCAGCUGGAUUGGGCUACGGACUCUUGGGCGACGGUGUGGGAUACGUGCUUUUCACCCUCUUUGCCACUUACAGUAUGCUUCCCUUGCCUCUCACUUGGGCUAUUCUGGCAGGCUUGGCAACCUCAGCCCUCCACAUUGUUGUACAACUAUUCAUCUCCGCAAACGCACAGCUCUCCACAAAUCAGAAAUCGAGACUCAUCGGACCAGGCAACAUUCUUCCAGUCUUCAACUGUCCAAUUUUGGUGGUAGCCCAGGCAGUGCUGUUCAUGUGUAUGAACACAGCCGGCAUCUUCAUCAGCUACCUGUCGGACCGCGCCCAGCGCCAGGCCUUCCUUGAGACCAGGCGAUGCAUCGAGGCCAGGCUCCGACUGGAGACAGAGAAUCAGAGACAGGAAAGGCUGGUGUUAUCGGUUCUGCCCCGGUUUGUGGUGUUGGAGAUGAUCAACGACAUGACAAAUGUGGACGAUGAGCACCUCCAGCACCAGUUUCACAGAAUCUACAUCCACCGCUAUGAGAAUGUCAGCAUUCUUUUUGCAGACGUUAAAGGGUUCACUAACCUCUCCACGACGCUGUCCGCGCAAGAACUGGUGCGGAUGUUGAAUGAGCUCUUUGCACGCUUUGACCGUCUUGCCCAUGAGCACCAUUGUUUGAGGAUAAAGAUCUUGGGAGACUGCUACUACUGUGUGUCCGGACUCCCUGAGCCUCGACAGGACCACGCCCAUUGCUGUGUAGAGAUGGGCCUCAGUAUGAUUAAGACCAUCAGAUAUGUAAGGUCACGCACCAAGCAUGACAUCGACAUGCGAAUUGGGAUCCACUCAGGCUCGGUUCUGUGUGGGGUACUGGGACUAAGGAAGUGGCAGUUUGACGUGUGGUCGUGGGACGUGGACAUCGCCAACAAGCUGGAGUCAGGGGGGAUCCCAGGGCGAAUCCACAUUUCCAAGGCGUCCCUGGACUGCCUGAACGGAGACUACGAGGUGGAGGAGGGCCACGGCGAGGACCGCAACGAAUUCCUGCGGCGCCACAACAUCGAGACAUACCUGAUCAAGCAGCCCGAGGACAGUCUGCUCACACUGCCUGAGGACAUCAUGAAGGAGGCGACCAGUACGGACCGGCGAGCCAGCAGCACCACCUUCAACGAGGGCUCCUGGAGUCCUGAGCUGCCCUUUGACAACAUUGUGGGCAAGCAGAAUACUCUGGCUGCCCUAACGAGAAAUUCAAUAAAUCUGCUUCCAAACCAUCUUGCACAAGCUUUGCAUGUCCACUCUGGUCCUGAGGAAAUUAACAAGCGCAUAGAGAGCAUCAUCGACUUACGGAGUGGCGAUAAGUUGAGAAGAGAGCAUAUCAAGCCUUUCUCACUGAUGUUUAAAGACUCCAGCCUGGAAGAAAAGUAUUCCCAAAUGAGGGAUGAAGUGUUCAAGUCCAACCUGGUGUGCGCCUUCAUCGUGCUCAUCUUCAUCACGGCCAUUCAGAGCCUGCUGCCUUCUGCCAGGAUGGUGACCAUGGUGAUCCAGUUUUCAGUGCUCAUCAUCCUGCACUCAUGCCUGGUUCUCUUGACAACGGCGGAGGACUACAAGUGUCUGCCUUUGGUCCUGCGCAAGGCCUGCUGCUGGAUCAACGAGACCUACAUGGCCCGCAAUGUCAUCGUCUUUGUCUCCAUCCUCAUCAACUUCCUGGCGGCCAUGAUCAACAUUCUGUGGUGUGAUUUUGACAAGUCUACUACCUUCAGCAACCAGACCUUCAACACAUCCUCCACGAUCCCUGACAUCUGCUUCUACCCUGAGUAUUUUGUGUUCACAGGGGUGCUUGCCAUGGUAACGUGCGCAGUGUUUCUGCGACUGAACUCGGUGCUGAAGCUUGCCGUGCUCCUGGUGAUGAUUGCAGUCUACUCUCUGCUCACAGAAGCCUUCUACAUCUCCCUGUUUCUUCGUUAUGAUCAUGUCCACCACAACACAGAAAACGUCCUUGGGACCAAAGAGACCUCCUUGCUUUUGAUGGCCAUGUUCCUCCUGGCUGUAUUUUACCACGGGCAACAGCUUGAAUACACAGCACGACUGGAUUUUCUCUGGCGUGUCCAGGCCAAGGAGGAGAUCAACGAGAUGAAGGAGCUCCGGGAACAUAAUGAGAACAUGCUCCGGAAUAUUCUGCCCAGUCACGUCGCUCGCCAUUUCCUGGAGAAGGAUCGGGAUAAUGAGGAGUUGUACUCCCAGUCUUAUGAUGCUGUGGGCGUGAUGUUUGCCUCCAUCCCAGGAUUCGCUGACUUCUACUCCCAAACUGAGAUGAACAACCAAGGGGUGGAAUGUCUGCGUCUUCUCAACGAGAUAAUAGCGGACUUUGAUGAGCUCCUUGGUGAGGAACGAUUCCAGGACAUUGAGAAGAUCAAGACUAUUGGCAGCACCUACAUGGCAGUCUCCGGACUGUCGCCUGAAAAACAACAAUGUGAGGACAAGUGGGGUCAUCUGUGUGCGCUGGCUGACUUUGCCAUCGCCCUGAACGAGAGCAUCCAGGAGAUAAACAAGCACUCCUUCAACAACUUUGAGCUGAGAAUCGGCAUGGCUCAUGGCUCGGUGGUCGCUGGCGUGAUCGGCGCCAAGAAGCCCCAGUACGACAUCUGGGGGAAAACGGUGAACCUGUCGAGCCGCAUGGACAGCACCGGGGUGAGCGGGAAGAUCCAGGUCCCCGAGGACACCUACCUGAUCCUGACGGAGCGGGGCUUCGCCUUCGAGUACCGCGGCGAGAUCUACGUGAAGGGCAUCAGCGAGCAGGAGGGCAAGAUCCGCACGCAUUUCCUCCACGGCCGCGUGCAGCCCAACCCGCUCAUACUGCAACCGCGCAAGCUCCAAGGCCAGUACUCCCUGGCGGCCGUGGUGCUGGGCCUGGUGCAGUCACUCAACCGGCAGAAGCAGAAGCAGAUCCUGAACGAGAACAACAACUCGGGGAUCAUGAAGGGCCACCACUACAACAGGAGGACGUUGCUGGCCCAGGCGGGGCCCGAGGGGGGGGGCCAUGCCGACGUGGCCGACAAGGCCGAGCUGCCCUGAACGGAGCGGGGAGGGGGAGGGG